CCCACUCCUGCCUGAAACCCUGUCCCACGUCCCUACCCCCUCUCCCAUCUUUCUCCUUCCUCACGGCUCCUUCUAGAAUCCAUGGAGGCAGCAUUUAGGUCAAAUCCAGGUAGAAAGAAGCGAUGAAGAGUCCAAUCCCUCUCCUCAUCUUUCUCUCCUCCAUCUUUCUCCUCACUCUUCUCAUCCUCCUCUCCAGAAGCAAACCCUGCUCUCUUUCUUUUUCCUCUUCUCUCGAUAACCCUAGCUUCCAUAUCCACCCUCGCCUCAAAAUCUAUGUCGCCGACCUUCCCAGAUCCUUCAAUUAUGGCCUUCUCGAUCAAUACUGGUCCCUCUCCGCCCCAGACUCCCGGAUCAACUCCGAUCCUGACGCAGAACUCCGGUCGGCCAUUGCGGCCUCUGGCCGCCGUGGCCUACUGCCGUAUCCGGAGAACCCGCUGAUCAAGCAGUACAACGCGGAGUACUGGCUACUCGGCGAUCUCGAAACGCCGGUGAGAUUGAGGGCGGUUUCAUCGGUGGUCGAGCGGGUGUAUGAUUGGAGAAAUGCAGAUGUAGUAUUCGUGCCUUUCUUCGCAACUCUGAGCGCGGAGAUGGAGCUGGGGUGGGGGAGAAAGGGGGGAUUUCUGAAAAAGGAGGGGAAUGGGGAUUAUAGCAGGCAGAGGGAUGUUGUCGAUCGAAUUAAGAGGUCCGAUGCGUGGAAGAGAUCGGGCGGACGGGAUCAUGUGUUUGUUCUUACAGACCCGGUUGCAAUGUGGCAUGUUAGAGCAGAGAUUGCUCCAGCUAUGCUUCUAGUGGUUGAUUUUGGUGGCUGGUACAAGCUCGAUGCCAAGGAAUCUGCCAAGGAAUCGCAGGGUAACACUUCGCAUAUGAUUCAGCACACACAAGUUUCAUUGAUCAAAGAUGUAAUUGUGCCUUAUACCCAUCUCCUCCCCAGAUUGCAGUUACUAGAAGAUCGGCCUCGUACCAUACUUCUAUAUUUCAAAGGAGCCAAACACAGGCACCGGGGUGGAUUGAUUCGAGAGAAACUAUGGGAUGUUCUCCUCAACGAGCAUGAUGUAGUAAUGGAGGAAGGUUUUCCAAAUGCCACUGGCCGCGAACAGUCCAUUAAAGGAAUGCGAAGCUCCGACUUUUGUUUACAUCCCGCUGGCGACACACCGACCUCAUGUCGCCUUUUCGAUGCUGUAUUAAGCCUUUGCAUACCCGUCAUCGUCAGCGACUACAUCGAGCUCCCCUUUGAAGGAAUGGUUGAUUAUUCCGAAUUUGCAGUUUUCGUCUCAGUAAAUGAUGCCGUGCAGCCUGGUUGGCUCGUCUCUUAUUUAAGGAGCUUUUCUGAAGAUCAAAAGAAUGGUUUUCGAAGAAAAAUGAUGAGUGUUCAACACAUGUUUGAGUAUGAUAAUGGUAGUCCCGGUGGCGUUGGACCUGUUGCCUUGGAUGGUGCUGUUAACAAUAUAUGGAGGAAGGUGCAGCAGAAGUUGCCUUUGAUUAAAGAGGCAAUUGUGCGUGAAAAGAGGAAACCUGGAGCAACCUGAAAACUUUCAACCAGAUUGUGCGCAAAUCUUCCCAGCCCCUCUAAGGAGGCUCCAUCACUGCCUUGGCUUUCAUGUUAACUACAUAGCAGCCAAUUGUUAAGUUCUCAAGGAGAUAGCAAAGCACCUACACGAAUGGGGAUUCCAGCUACCUUCGGCUCAUAACUUGGAAGAGAUGCGCAACGUUCUCAAAGGGCUCCUGAAAUCUAACUGGUGAAAUUUUGCAAUAAUUUAUGUAGUUUUAGUUAUAUAUACAAUACUUAUAAGGGGUAUCUGCUUACACACCACACAAUUAUCAUAUUUACACAUAUAACACCUAAACUAUCACAUUUACGUACAUGCCACUCAAACCUUAGAUACUUUGUAAAAAAAUAACUAAGGGUCUGC
This is a messenger RNA of Phalaenopsis equestris, 1910 nucleotides long. Its product is annotated as probable arabinosyltransferase ARAD1. NCBI's taxonomy places the organism in Eukaryota, Viridiplantae, Streptophyta, Magnoliopsida, Asparagales, Orchidaceae. Bases 123 to 1526 code for a protein of 467 amino acids. The record is from RefSeq and is a predicted model, not a curated record. The transcript has 4 exons. Gene Ontology annotation, molecular function: glycosyltransferase activity.